Onychomys torridus (southern grasshopper mouse) is the source of this 1166-nucleotide messenger RNA. RefSeq names its product chromatin accessibility complex subunit 1 (gene Chrac1). Gene Ontology annotation, cellular component: nucleus; CHRAC. The transcript has 3 exons. NCBI's taxonomy places the organism in Eukaryota, Metazoa, Chordata, Mammalia, Rodentia, Cricetidae. The record is from RefSeq and is a predicted model, not a curated record. Gene Ontology annotation, molecular function: protein heterodimerization activity. Bases 36 to 428 code for a protein of 130 amino acids.
CGCGCGGGGCAUCACGGGCCGCCCGGACGCAGAAGAUGGCGGACGCGGCCGUGGGUAAAGAUAAGUGCGGGGAACAGCGGCUCGUGUCGCUGCCCCUGUCCCGCAUCCGAGUCAUCAUGAAGAGCUCUCCUGAGGUGUCCAGCAUCAACCAGGAGGCGCUGGUGCUCACGGCCAAGGCCACGGAACUCUUUGUUCAGUAUCUAGCCACCUGUUCCUACAGACAUGGCAGUGGCAAAGCCAAGAAAGCAUUGACCUACAGUGACCUAGCCAGCACUGCAGAGGACUCGGAGACCCUUCAGUUCCUUGCAGAUAUAUUACCAAAGAAGAUUUUAGCUAGUAAGUACCUGAAAAUGCUCAAAGAGAAGAGGGAGGAAGAAGAGGAAGAGAAUGACGAGGAAGAAAGCGACAUCAGUGAAGUCCUGGCUUAAGCCAGCAGCUAGUGCUUUCAGUGAGCCGCCAGGUGAGCGAGCUCUGUGACACUCCCAGCUGUGGAGUAGGGGCACAGCAGUGCUGCAGUGCCAGUGUCUCAGACCUACAGCUCACUGCAUCCCCUCCUGCGGUGGACAGGACUGGAGCAGCCUCCCACACAGGCCAGGAGAGCCCUGGGCAGAUGGCACUGCUGUGGCUUUGGGUACAGCAGCACAUACCUCUGAGCUUUGUGUUGAACUUGCAGAAGACCUGGAAAGCUCCAUGUCAGCUGUCUAGUCACAAGGACAUCUUGUUCUCACAAAUGGCUACAUGUGUAGCUCACGUUCAUGUGCUGCCUUUGAAUUUUUGUAUUUUUUAACAAAUGGACUAUGCAUUUUUAUUGUAUAGAAUUUGCUUUUCCUUUUCCAUUAAAGGUCUGUAUAAAGGUCUGUAUGUAUUUCACAGUAAUAUGAUUUAUUGAAGUGGGUUUAGGUUCUGCAUUUUUUCCAAUAAUUUACUAAUAAUUUGUGAAAUUUCAGAGGUAGCAUUUCUGUCUGGUGAUGUGAGCCAGGGUGCAUGCUCUUGGCACCAAUACAAACAGAAGCUGCCCCAUUCCCAGAGGAGAGCCCCAGCUCAUUAGUCACAUGAGUUGAAGAAGCAAUCUUCUGUGUGUUUUAAGCAAGCUGGACACUAGGCAUAGUUCUCAUUUUUCUGUUAUCAUUUAUAUCCAGUAAAACCAUCUUGUGGUCUAUAAAGUU